AUGGCUGUACAAUCUGUCAUCACCUUCGCGUUCCUUCUCAUCGCUUGUGUGCUUGCGACGCCGACCCUCGAGCAACGCACCAGCAACGUGUGCGCAGGCGGCCUUUACGGCGAGCUCAUACCCUACUUGAAGAACUGCGAUGUUGCACAAGCGUAUUGCUCGAUCAAGUAUCCGGUGGCUUGUACAAAGGGUCUCUCCAAGCGCACUGCACCAACGACUACAACGAAGGUGACCACAACCACAUCAAAGUCUACAUCCAAGUCGACUUCGUCGUCGGUGAAUCCGACCUCUUCGGCCUGGUCUAAGUGCCAGGGGCAGGGAGCCAGCUUUGUAUCCACGCUCUGCUCCUGCAUCGAAACACCUAGGCCAUGUAAGAGUACGACAACCUCUAGGGUAACAACUAAGCCAACCACUACCACCACUAAACCCAUCACGACUACCACUACGACUACAACGACAUCUACGACAACGACGACAACAUCAAUCGCGCCAGCGUACACACCUCCCAGCGCCGUCAUUCAAGAAGGUCGAUACUGCCAGGAACUCCAAGGACCCGGCUACACCAUACCCAACGGAGUCUGUACCCCUGCAACCAUCCAAGGCUCUCCGAAAGCAUUCAGCCCUGUCACCGGCGACGCCGGCUCUUGCACCAGCACCGAUGACUGCACUGUUCAGUUCUUCUCCGACACUGCCUGCACAAACUUCGUUACCACCAUUAAUUUCCAAGGUUGCGAGUUCUAUGCCGACGGCAGUGUUCAAGCCUACAGACUGAACUGUCCUCAGUGUAAGCCAUUGGGCGCUAAUUGA
This is a messenger RNA of Cyphellophora attinorum, 807 nucleotides long. RefSeq lists its product as uncharacterized. The record is from RefSeq and is a predicted model, not a curated record. Bases 1 to 807 code for a protein of 268 amino acids. Lineage: Eukaryota; Fungi; Ascomycota; Eurotiomycetes; Chaetothyriales; Cyphellophoraceae. The transcript has 6 exons.